Molecule: messenger RNA, 7728 nt
Organism: Mercenaria mercenaria
Lineage: Eukaryota; Metazoa; Mollusca; Bivalvia; Venerida; Veneridae
Product: SOSS complex subunit B1-A-like
Exons: 7
Coding region: 82-828 (248 amino acids)
Biological process (GO): double-strand break repair via homologous recombination; response to ionizing radiation; mitotic cell cycle checkpoint signaling
Cellular component (GO): SOSS complex
Molecular function (GO): DNA binding
Source: RefSeq, a predicted model, not a curated record
GUUCCCUUAGCGAAAAGUCGCCAUUUGCAAAUCAGUUGGCGAGACGGGGAUUUGUGUAGAAUUUUCGGAACAACAGUAUAAAUGUCUGACGGCCUACAGUAUGUCUAUAUCAAGGAUAUUAAACCUGCCCAGAAGAAUCUCAAUGUGAUCUUUAUCAUUUUGGAAAUUGGUUCUCCUACUCGCACGAAGGAUAACCAUACUGUUCGUUCUUGUAAAGUUGCGGACAAGACUGGCAGUAUCAACAUUUCAAUAUGGGAUGAGAUCGGAGAGAUGAUUUUGACAGGGGAUAUAUGUCGACUAGUGAAGGGAUACACAAAUAUAUUCAAGAACUGUUUGACACUGUAUGCAGGGAAAAAUGGAGGCAUCAAUAAGAUUGGAGAGUUCUGCAUGCAGUUUUCAGAGAUGCCAAACAUGAGUGAACCUAAUCCUGAGUUUGCUCAACAACAAGCCCAGGCUAAAGAACAGCAAGCCAAUCAGAGAAAGUCUCCAACAGAACUGGACAGCAAUCAGUCCCCAAACACCAUGGCUAAUUUGAACAACCCGGGCGGACGCGGUUCACCUCCAGUCAGAACUAAUUCAGCUCCACAAGGUCAGAGGCAAAUGGGCAAUGGGCAAAACUUCAAUAACAGACAGCAGCGACCUCAAGGUCAAACUGGACAAGGUCAAAGACCAAAUUUUGGUCCAAAUCUUAACAGGGGUCAGCAACAGUUUCAAGGAACAGCGGGACCUCCAGGAAGAAAUCCAAAUCAAGGUCCAGGUCAGAACAGAAUUCAGCAACCAGGUCAAGUUCAAGGUCAAAAUCAGCAAAACAGAAAUGCAAGAAGAUAGCAGUAUGGAUGUAAUUGACCGUUGUAACAACGCAAAAGUAUUUGAUGCUUCUCAUGUUUACUAAAAGAUGUGAAACACCUUAGAAAGUGAAAACUACACACACACAAAAUAAAAUAUACAAGGAUUUUUUAUUCUUCGUAGACUGUUUCAAGGACUUUGAUUGAAGGAUUAGAAGCUCUCUAUUUUAUUCCAUGUAACAAGUCACGCAACCAGUCCGGAAAUGCCAGUUUAUGAAAUUAUAUUGUUUUGGCAGUACAUAUGUAAUCAGAAGAGGAAGUGGUAAAACUUGAUGACAAUGCUACGAUACAUACACUGUCGUUAAAAAAGGGAGACUUAUUGCAUUUAUUAGGCAGUAAAUUUUCUUCACAUUUGUAUUUUUGACAUAAUCCACUCCCAAUUCUGUGAUCGAUAUUCAUUUCAGCUAAAAUGGUGAUCAUCAGCACUAUGGAAGGGAAUCUCCGCCAGGACAUGCAUGCUGCUAAAUGACAUUGCUAUGUUAUUUACUUACAUAUGCGUUCUGCAACAUUGCAACUGCAUUUUAGUUUCUUACAUUUGCCUUACAAGAAAUUCAUCUUUAAUGCUUCUUAAUGCUAAGAAAACAGUCCUUUCAUGAGUAUCGGUUAUUCUUGCAUGUAAUUGACAAGUGCGUUCAACCUUUUUGUUUGCUUACUGCAAUAUUGAAAUGUAUACCCAUGCUAUUACUAACUGUAUUCUAUGUUUUCUUACGCGUAUUUGACUUUGUUGCUACUGAAUGUAACGAGCUAUUAACAACGUUGUGACUUGUGAAUAUUCCGAAAUUUUCAUAACUUGAUUGUUACUGCUUUUUGGAUUUAACAUUAGUGAUGUUUGCAACCACUUGGUUCUUGUUUAUAUUACAGUUUCCCGGCAAAAAUAAUAUACUUAAACACAUGGCUUUAAUAAAUAUUUAAACUUGCAGUACAACAAAAAUCUAAGCACGGUAGUGCAUUACAACAUUACAGGGAACCAACAAAAAGCAAAAAAUUUAGCGCAAGUUAGUAUACACGGGAGACCACUCUCGACAGCAAAUUCACGUGUUCGGUAGUUUCCGUGGGUUAAACGGUGAGAGAGUCUAAACUUACCCGUGUACUUGUGUUGGUUUCGGUGUUAUCGGCAAUAGAAUAUUUCUAUUCCUGACAAGUUCUUAACAGUAUUGUCACAAUCAAAUUGUAUGCUUUUUGAACAGAGAGCCAGCUGAAAUCCUUUACCUAAAUACUGUCUUCAACAGAAAUUGAAUUGUGUGUGUGUGUGCAGAUCGUAUUCCACUUUUCUUUGUUGUAGCAAAGAAGUAUAAAAUAUUUUUAUAGCUCUUUGGUUGUAGCGAUGACCGCCUCAGUGCUCAAGGGCGUAGGAGCUGGGGCGGCAGGACGGCACCGCCGCCCCAAUAAUUCCAGGAGCGGUGAAAUGCCGAACUCGUGUUUUUUUGAAAAUGAGAAUAAUACAGCGGUAUUCCCUUGUCAAUUUAUCAUGAAAUGCAUCGACGACUGAUAUGUACACAGAAUCUUGUAUCGCUGACACUUUGCAAGAUCACCAUGGUGACAGUGUAUUGUACCAAAGUUGCUGUAUUUUCACACCCCGCAGACUCGGGCGAUACAUUAAUUAAUGAAAGUCAAUCGUAUUUAAUUGCAUACUGCCGAACAGAUUAUAGACACUUGCAAUUGAUGUUGUGUCUCAAAUUCUGCCGACUGAGUAAAACACAAACGCAAAUCGGCAUCUUUAGAUGUCUUUUCAUAAAAUUUAUAAAAUUAAAUAUUUUGGACACUUAAACAAUUUGUUUGAAAUAUCAAAGAAACCAGUCAUAAUGAAUCUACGCAUCAAAUGUAGAAAAAUCCUCAUUGAUUUUACAGAUCUAGUUACAUUAACAAGUAUUACAGCUUCAAUAUAAAAAUGGAAAAACCCAAUUAGCCACACCAUUUUGCGUUUCCAAAGCGAUCAUUCGGUAAAAAGAACCCUGAACUCCAUUUAUUCAACCCUCAAUUGUUUCAGCAUAUUUCCAUGGAUUCACUAUGAUAUGAGUCUUCUGCUCGAUCCCCUACUUAGACAGUAUUGGUUCUACCCUGGCAAUACAUUGUCCGUAUCUAACAUAGUACCGCCAUUUCAGUGUUUGAACACAGUAAACUGAAAAAAGGGGUGAAAACUCGAAAAGAAACGAGUAUGUUCAACAGCUACUGAGCAGUCCAAGAAGUCGCCAGAUUGCACUAUUUAUUCUAGUUAUAUGCAACAUUUUCACAGGGCCAACCGUGACCCCGUUCAUUGGAGGGAGAUGGGAGGGGUACCCCCUCCCAAACCCACCCACCCACCUCCGCCGCCCCAAUGCUCAAAUCGUCCCAACGCCCCUGGUGCUGUAUCGUUGUCAUCUCUGGUUACUGUUACUCUUAUUGUGCUUAUUCUCUGUUGCUUUAUACAAAAAUGUCUUCUAGUAUUUUGACUUAAUUUUAAUUUGAGGGAAGUUGUUCAAUUUACAUUAAUCAAAUCUCCCUGAAUCUGUUAUGUAUUUACUGAAAGCUUUGACCAGUACGGUUUUUGGAGGCAAAUUCGUUGGGUACUUUUUUUACUAAAACACCGUUCAUGGUUCACUGAUUUUACGGAAGCUGCCGGAAAUUCUGGUUCCCAGCUUUCUACGAAUUUCAUAUUACAAAUGUUAAAGUCGCAUUUGAUUAACUUCGUGCUGCUUAGUGCUUACUUAGCUCUGUUUUCGCCUUGCAUAAAUUUCAAUCAUUGCAAUAUUUAGAAUCCGUGAAUUUAAAGUAGGGACCUAUAUAGAAAAGGUCUACAACAGGGACCUAUAUAUCAAAAACAAAAAACAACGGGCAACAACUAAAUGUUAACAUGCAUGUGUUAGUUUUAUAUAAUGGAGGAACGAUUUAAUCAAUUUCAGAAAGUAAAACGUACAAAACACUUAGAACGUGUUCACAUAAACAUUUUAAUAUGCCACAGAAUGGAAGCAUAUGCCAUUUACACGCACGAAUAUGCGUUUUACAUACAUGCAGUGACGAAAGAUGCAAGGUAUGUGCCACUAACGGAUGGAAGGUAACACAAAGACGCAUGGAUGUUGCAUUUAGUUUAAAACGAAUAACACAAGGCAACAUGCAUUUAUCAUUUAGCAGCAUGCAUGUCCUGGCGGAGAUCCCCUAAAAUGCAGUUGCAAUGUUGCAGAACGCAUAUGUAAGUAAAUAACAUAGCAAUUUCAUUUAGCAGCAUGCAUGUCCUGGCGGAGAUUCCCUUCCAUACAGCACUGCAUUAUUCAAAAUAAUUGCAUCAUUUCUUUACUUUAUUGUUAUGAUUAGUAAAAAACUUGGUUACUCACUGGAUUAGAAGUACUUGGGUUACUCACUGGAUUAGAAUUUACGAAACAGGUGCUUGCAGAGGCUUACGGGUAAAUAAUAUAUUCAGUGUUGUUUAAAGGCAAAUUUAUUGCUCCUUAUCCAUCAAAGUCCUUGGCAGUUUUUGAUAAGUAAAUUUAAAUUUUCAAGUAUUAAAUUGGGAAAAGACCUGAAAUUUGACAUUUAUUGAAUGUUUACUUGCUUUUAUCAUAGCGGAAGAUUGGACCUGGGUAAUGAAAUUACAUAUGAACUCCGAAGGAUAUUUUAUAUAUCUAGGUGAUUUAUUAAAAUGAUAUUUUUAGCUCACCUGAGCACAAAGUGCUCGGGGUGAGCUAUUGUGAUCGUUCUCCGUCCAUACGUCGUCCAUCCGUCCGUCCACACUUUCCUUUAAACAACAUCUCCUCCUAAACCACCAGGCCAAUUUUGAUGAAACUUCACAGGGAUAUUCCAUGGAUGGAUCUCUUUAAAAAUUGUUCAAAGAGUUGAAUUCCAUACUGAACUCUGGUUGCCAUGGCAACCGAAAGGAAAAACUUUAAAAAUCUUCUUCUCAAAAACCAGAAGCCCUAGAGCUUAGAUAUUUGUGUGAAGUAUUGCCUAGUGGACCUCUACCAAAUUUGUUCAAAUCAUGACCCCGGGGUCAAAAUUGAUCCCGCCACAGGGUUCACUUGAUUUUACAUAGGAAAUCUUAGAAAAUCUUCUCAAAAAACAGAAGCCCUAGAGCUUAGAUAUUUGACAUGUAGCAUUGCCUAAUGGACCUCUACUAUAAUUGUUCAAGUCAUGACCACGGGGUCAAAAUUGACCCUGCCCCAGAUGUCACUUGAUUUUACCAAGGAAAAUCUUCAGAAAUUUUCUAAAAAUAAACCUGAAGGCCUAGAGCUUAGAUAUUUGACAUGUAGCAUUGCCUAAUGAACCUCUACAAAAUUUGUUCAAAUCAUGACCCACGGGGUCAAAAUUGACCCCGCCCCAGGGGUCACUUGAUUUUACAUAGGAAAAUCGUCAAAAAUUUUCUAAAAAUAAACCAGAAGGCCUAGAUCUUAGAUAUUUGACAUGUAGCAUUGCCUAGUAGACUUCUACAAAAUUUAUUCAAAUCAUGACCCCGCCCCAUGGGGUUUCUUGAUUGUACAUAGUAAAAUCUUCAAAAUUUACUAAAAAUAAACCAGAAGGCCUAGUGCUUUGAUAUUUGACAUGUAGCAUUGCCUAGUAGACCUCUACAAAAUUUGUUCAAAUCAUGACCCCGCCCCAGGGGUCACUUGAUUUUGCAUAAGAAAAUCUUCAAAAAUUUUCUAAAAAUAAACCAGAAGGCCUAGAGCUUAGAUAUUUGACAUGUAGCAUUGCCUAGUGGACCUCUACAAAAUUUGUUCAAAUCAUGACCCCCGGGGUCAAAAUUGACCCCACCCCAGGGGUCACUUGAUUUUACAUAGGAAAAUCUUCAAAAAUUGUCUAAAAAUAAACCAGAAGGCCUAGGUCUUAGAUAUUUGACAUGUGGCAUUGCCUAGUAGACUUCUACAAAAUUUGUUCAAAUGAUGACCCCCAGGAUCAAAUUGGCCCCGCCUCAUGGGGUUACUUGAUUGUACAUAGAAAAAUCUUCAAAAUUUUCUAAAAAAAAUCCCCAGAAGACCUAGAGCUUAGAUAUUUGACCUGUAGCAUUGCCUAGUGGACCUCUACAAAAGUUGUUCAAAUCUUGACCCCCCAGGGUCAAAUUGACACAGCCCCAAGGGUUACUUGAUUGUACAUAGGGAAAUCUUCAUAAAUUUGCUAAAAAUAAAUCAGAAAGCCUAGAUCUUAGAUAUUUGAUCUGUAACAUUGCCUAGUAGACUUCUACAAACUUUGUUCAGAUCAUGACCCUCGGGGUAAAAUUGGCCCUGCCCCAGGGGUUACUUGAUUGUACAUCGGAAAAUCUUCCAAAAAAUUUCUAAAAAUCAUCAGUUUGACAUUUGAAACAUGUAGCUCAUAUUACUCUGGUGAGCGAUCCAGGGUCAUCAUAACCCUCUUGUUAUGUCUCCCACCACACGGUGUGGGAGACAAAUUGAUUUACUCCAGUCUGUCUGUGUGUCUGUGUGUGUGUCUGUCACAAAGCUUGUCCGCACUCUAAGUCGAACACUUCUCAUCCGAUUUUCACCAAACUUGAACAAAAUGUGUUUGACCAUAAGACCUCGGCCAAGUUCGAUAACUAGCCAAAUCUGUCCAGGCGUCUUGGAGUUAUGGCCUUUGAAUUACCAAAAAUCGGUCUUUUUACUCUUGUCCGCACUCUAAUUCGAAUAUUUCUCAUCCAAUCUUCACCAAACUUAAACAAAAUGUGUUUGACCAUGAGACCUCACCCAAGUUCGAUAACUAGCCAAAUCGGUCCAGGCAGUUUGGAGUUACGGCCCUUGAAUUAUCGAAAAAUUGGCCUUUUUACUCAUGUCUGCACUCUUAAUCAAACAUUUCUCAUCCGAUCUUCACCAAACUUGAACAAAAUGUGUUUGACCAUGAGACCUCGGUCAAGUUCAAUAACUAGCCAAAUCGGUUCAGGCAUUUUGGAGUUACGGCCCUUGAAUUAUCGAAAAAUUGGCCUUUUUACUCUUGUCCGCACUCUAAGUCGAACAUUUCUCAUCCGAUCUUCACCAAACUUGAACAAAACGUGUUUGACCAUGAGACCUCAGCCAAGUUCGAUAACUAGCCAAAUCUGUCCAGGCAUUUUAGAGUUACGGCCCUUGAAUUACCGAAAAAAUCCGUCUGUUUACUCUUGUCCGCUCUCUAAGUCGUACAUUUCUCAGCCGAUCUUCACCAAACUUGAACAAAAUGUGUUUGGCCAUAAGACCUUACCCAAGUUCGAUAACUAGCCAAAUCCGCCCAGGCACUUUUGAUUUAUGGCCCUUGAAUUACUGAUUGGAUCCACUCAUCUAGACCAUCUAAUUGGAUCCACUCGUCUAAAACAUCUAGAGAAACUAACAUUUUUCAUAGGGGCAGUUGUGGGAGACAUGCGCUUUUCUCAAAAGCAUCUCUGGUUUGUUAGUACUUCACUUUUGAUCAUUAUCAUUAAAACAGAUCAAAUUUUCAAUAAAGUAGUCAGUUAAUACUUUGUACUUGACCUAGUCAUCAUAAUUCAAGGCUGCAAGCUGAACUGCAAGUUUAUAAAAGCACACUAUAAAUUGAACAUACUACCUGUAUUUAAUCCUUUCCAGAAAAGGAACUUGUUUUCAUUAUACAUUAGUAAAGUAUGUGUAGUAAGAAAUGUCAGAUAUGAGAUGAUACAUUUUCUAUCUAGUUUUGACUGAAAAAGAAAUUGUUAGUGCUGUAGAAACUUUUCUCUUUCUAUUUCUUGAUUCAAAAAAAGUUUAUAUGUAUUACUAGGUCUAAUGAUUUAAUUUAAAUACUGCAUAUGUAUUUUUCAUUUCUUUACUUAAAGUAUGGAUUAAAACUUCCUUUAGAAAUAAUGAAAUAAUAUACUAUUCAUAAUUUUAAGAACCGUUAUAUUUAUACCUUUAUGAAUGUGUGACCCAUUAUUUUGUAAUGUAAUAGGUGGUAUUGUAUAUAUUAAGAUUGUGUUCAUAUUGAUUAAAUGUUGGAAAAAUCAUAA